AUGCACAUCAAAUACGCCGCCGCCCUUGCCAUAGUAGCUUUGGUACCAGAAAUCAGUGGCCACACCGUCUGGAACAAUGCAAUCGGUGACACCGACCCUACCAUCCGCGGCUACGUAAUCGGUAAACAAUAUAAACUCGAAAACCGCAAGGGAACGGGUCAAAUCCCCUUCCAACAGGACAUCCCCGUCCUAAAAAAAACACUAUCGUCCCACCCACCGCAAAAAGUAAAUGGUAGAAGAACCCCGCGUCUACUGGGCCAACGGAUGCGGAGCUACCAUUUAGACCAAAAUACUUGGUGGUAUACCCAUAAAGACAAGAAGAUGAUCGAUGCAUAUGCCAAAUUAUCGGCCAACCAACCAACGGAAAGUGAUUUUCUACUAGAUUCCGGUGAAGAAGAUGUUAAUGCGGAUGGUGCGGGACCAUUGAGGUGUAAGAUUAGCUCUACGGGUCAAUCGAGUAAUUGGAAUCCUGGGUGGUUCUAUCCACCGGUUAAAGAUCAGGUACCGGGUUCGGCGAAGGAUAAACCGUUUAAAGCUGCCGGUACGAUGCAAUUGUUCCCGUUUACGGUUACUAUUCCGAAGAAUAUCAAGUGUAAUGGGCCGUACGAGGGGAAGAGGAGCAUUUGCAUGCUACGCUGUGAGAAUUACGCCUUGAACGGUCCAUUUGGAGGAUGUCUUCCAUUCCAGCUCAUACCACCAGAACCGCAAGCUCCACCUCCACCUCCACCUCCACCUCCAGUCCCAGACAACAUUCAAAACAUUGGAAACACCACUGAAGCAGAUAAAGUUAAAUUCACAGACAAAGAAGCAAAAGAGGUCGUCGCCGCCGCCGGCCUAGAAGAAGUUGACGAAGCUGGAGACUCAGCUGAGAAUGUUGAAUCUGAAGCCGCAGUUGCGAAUACAAAUGAUGUUAAUGAAGAUAAGGCUGCUGCUGAUAAGGCGGAUGAUGAUGACGACGAAGACAGAACCGAUGGCAAGGAUACUCCUGCUGAAGAUGCAGCUGCUGAAAAAAGGGUUGUGAAGAGGGUCGUAAAGAGAGAUGCUGAUGAUGAUGCUGUCAAGAUGGCAUUGGGAGGAGAGGAUGCCCCACCUGCUAUGAUUAAGAUUGUGAAACAGCAGUUGAAGAAGGUUCCUGCAACUCAGAAGGCACAGUUGAGGCGGAAGUUGAACGCUGGGAAGACGGCGAAUAAGGCGGGUGCCAAGGAGAGUAUCUAA
Messenger RNA from Orbilia oligospora ATCC 24927, 1215 nucleotides. RefSeq lists its product as uncharacterized. The transcript is spliced from 3 exons. Lineage: Eukaryota; Fungi; Ascomycota; Orbiliomycetes; Orbiliales; Orbiliaceae. The coding region runs from base 1 to 1215 and encodes 404 amino acids. The record is from RefSeq and is a predicted model, not a curated record.